UGCCGAUUGGUCGUCAAAUGCAACAAGUGAAAGCCUUUUACUUCUAAUGUAAUGUGUAAAAGUGAUCUAAAAUGAUUGAAUUAAAGUGAUUAAGAACAAUAUAGUUGAACAUCUAUUAAAAUAACAAUUUAAGGCUUCCAAAAUGGCUACUAAAUUCCUGAAGAAACGGGAAGUGGCCAAGCUUGUUACUGAAAACAGGCAGCCUUGUGUUUUCUGCAAUCAGGAUGUGGAUGAUGAAGUGAUUUACGGCAAAUUAUACUCUUAUGGUGAUAUACAAUGUCAUUACUUCUGUGUGCUGCUAUCCUGCUGCCUGGUACAGAAGGGGCGGGACUCGGAAGGCCUGUUCGGUUUCCUGUACAAGGACAUUCUGGCGGAGGUGGAACGGAGCAAGAAACAUAAAUGUUCAUACUGUGGACGCGGCGGCGCCAGUCUCGGCUGCUCUGUGUCUACGUGUCGUAAGCAAUUCCACCUGCCGUGCGGACGGGGAAAGAAUGCUGUCUCACUCUUCUACGGAAACUACAAAUCUUUCUGUGAACUCCAUGCUCCAAAGCAGAAGAUCUCAGAAGAUGUGAUGGCCAAAGCCAAGGAGAGAACGAAGAUUGAGAAGCUGAAGAAAGCGGGGAAGAUACCUAUAACUAAUGGAGAAACCCAACAGGCCGAGAGCCCUGAAGAUCCAGCCAUGGUUUGCGUGAUCUGCUAUGAAGAAGUACAAGCAUACCCAACAACGCAGACAUUUUGGCCACCCUGCUGCGGCCGCGACGCGUGGCUCCAUCGAACCUGCCUUCAGCGAAUGGCUCUAAGCGCGGGCAUGCACUACUUGAAGUGCCCUCUGUGUAACGACAAGGACAACUUCUACAAUGCUGUAUGCGAGCAAGGAUACUAUCUGCCGGAUCGAGACGCAGCGUGGGAGUUGGAGCAGAAUGCGUUCGCGGAGAUAUACGCGCGAGAGGCGUCGUGCGCCGCGCCGGACUGCCAGUGCCCCUUCGGACGCUCGCACGACGAGUUGGGCACUUGGGACAUAAAGCUGUGCCUGCUGUGCGGCAGCUGGGGGCUGCACGCCGGCUGCGGCGGCGGCGCGCGCGCGCUGUGCGCCGUGUGCGCGCCCGCCGCUGCUGACAUAGACCGGCUCGAGGGACGCCUCGCUGAAGUGAUAAUGGCGGAGCAGGCUCUUGAGCAGCAGCGCACGCGCAGCGGGCCCGUCAUGCCGAGCCGCAUGUCGCUCCGGCGCACCAAGGGCCGGCUACAGACACACAGUGCUUCUGGUUCAUCACAAAAUUUGCCGACUCAAGAAAUUCCCGCCAAGACUGAAUGCCAGCCUCCAGGUCGCCUGGAACUGAACCUAAAACCCCCGCGGCGCGCGCGCCUGCUCACGCCCGCACAACACAUGGAGUCCCGCGCAAGUCUGCUCUCCCCCAUCAAACUACUCGAGCAGACAUACCUGGAGAAAGGCGGUGGGAGGGAUGUGGUGGUUCCUAGUGAGGUCUUGGAGAAGAUCCGGCUGAGGUUUAACAAGCCGAAGCCGCUUUGUGCCAAGAAGAAGAUUGUUAAUGAGAUAUUAGACGACCUGUUCAAGAAUGUGUCGAAGGAGAACCCAAAGAGCAAAGAUCCGGUGCGAGAAUGGAACUCGCCCAAGAAGUCUUGUGACAUCAGUGCUGAGUUAAACGAAGCAAUAAAAGAAAUCAAAUCGACGAUCACCAGCAACGAGAAAAAAGAAAAACUAGAAACCAAUGUUGAAGAAAACUGCAUGAAAGUGAACGAACUAUGCGAAAAUAAACAAGAUGAUUCCAAAGAAAAAUCUUAUGAUGGAAACUCAAGUGAUAAAGAAAACAAUGGAAAUAAUGUUAAAAGCGACGACGAAUCAUCGACCAGCACCUUUCAGUUGCCUUCAGAAUUUAUAGCAGAGAGCGAAGACAGUUUGCCAAUCAUGGACACACCGAAAAAACUCAAAAUGGUCGACAUCAAACAAGACUCCAUCGAAAUAUCGAAAAAUGAUGAGAUUGUCAACAUAGACGUGGUACAAGUAGGAAGCGGAAAUGAAAAGGAGUUUGUGAAAAACUUGGAUCUGAAGAGUCCUGUUAAGACUAAGAUGUUUUCAUUCAAAUUCAGUUCUUUGGAUAAAGAACCUUUUAAAACUGAUAUAGAUAUGGAUGUAGAGAGCUUUAAAGAUCAUUAUUUGAGUGAAGUUGAUAGAGACAAAUGUAAUUCAAAAAAUGAAGAAGUAAAACAAGAUUUGACUGACAAAAAGGUUAAGAAAAGAAAAUUGGAAAUGACAGAUGAAGAUCGUAAGAAAAGAAGGAAAGAAGGUAAAAAACAUAAGGAUAGUAAACAUAAGAAAAUUAAACUUAAAAUAAAAGCUAUAGAUCCGGAGAAGGUAGGACAGAAAAGAGCAAAAAAGAUGAAGAAAAUGAAAGAAUUCCACAAGAAAAUUGUAAGAGACAAGCAUGUUAACAUUAAAAUAAAACUAAAGGAUGAAAACAAGCGUAAAAUUAAGAAAUCAAAGAAAAUACAAAAGGUAAAGAGUUAUAAACAGUAUGUGUUGAAAUAUUCUCCUUUACUGAGCAGUAAUAUUGCAAAGCCAGAAGUAGACGUUACUCCAAUGAAGAGGAAAUAUACAAAGAUGGAGAAAUCACCGGCAGACAAGCUUGUUCAGACUUCUAUUCAGAGUUUCUUUAAAGUUAAAUAAAUAAAAUGCAAAGUUUGUGAAGACAGGGCGCUACGCUCGUUCAAGAAGUGGAAUCUUGAGUAGAGUUGUGCCUGCUCGUUCACUGAAAAGAUCGCUCCUAACUAGUACGAUCUCCGAAGUGUACUAGUUCGUUCUUUUAGGACAUUUAGUACAAUAGUACACC
Molecule: messenger RNA, 2846 nt
Organism: Leguminivora glycinivorella
Lineage: Eukaryota; Metazoa; Arthropoda; Insecta; Lepidoptera; Tortricidae
Exons: 13
Coding region: 143-2683 (846 amino acids)
Cellular component (GO): nucleus
Source: RefSeq, a predicted model, not a curated record